AUGGCUGGUAAUAGAGGUAGGCGCGGCAACAACAAGAAGAAGCAGCCCACCGCGGCUCAGAAGCGUCCGGCGCCCGAGCCCGAGCCUGAGCCUAUUGACAAUGUGACUGCACCGGAGGACACUACCCAGGCUGUGACGGCCGGUGAGAAGGACGACGGUGCCGAGCAGGGCGCCGAUUCUUCCAUCAACGUCGAGGCUCAGGCCCAGACCGAUACCGAAGAGCAGGACAUUGGCUGGAUGAAACUCGAGCAUCCUCAGCUGGCCAAUGCUGAAUCAAAGGUUAUCAUCAACAACCAAGAGCACCUUGCGCUCCGGAUGGCCCGCCUCGAGGAGCUCAUUAGAUACAUGAGCCUCCCCAAGGCUGGACGGCCCUCGCGGACCAACUCAAACAAUUCCUCUCGACGCACGUCACUCAACAGCAACGUCACUCAGGCCGAGGACGACAAGGUCGCCUUGGAGCUGGUCCAGAGUGAGGACUUUAUCGGCCUCAUCCGGGACCAGUUCCAGCAGUGGCUGGACGCCUCCAAGAAGAAACCCCUGACAACGCGUACCAAGACCGCCAAGGCAGACGCCGAAGUCUUCUUUGAGCACUUGUACACCAAGGCACUGCCUGAGCUCUUCGCCGAGGACUGGGAGCAGCACCCUCUUCAGGGCGUGUUGCCGACUCUCAAGGAGGAAUCGCACGUGACCUUGUUCGUUUCGCUCAGCAAGGACAUCAAGGCCGCCAGCGGACAGGCCAAGCCCGGCAAGUCUGCGCUCAAGUCGGAUACUAGCGCCGCCAAGCGGAAGAAGAGCCAGGUCCAAACCUUGUCCAAGGACUCGCAAAGAACCGUGGUGGACUUGUACAGUGAUGAGCGACAGCCUACUAGCUCUUCCUCCCCUGACCAGCCUGUCAAGAAGCGGUCCAGGGCUUCCCGUUCCAUUGCCGAGCUGAUUGGAGAUAGCGACGAAGACGGUGACUAUCAGCAGGGGGAUGAACAGGACGACGAGGAGGAUGAUGGUGAGGAUGGUGAUGAUGGUGAAGAGGCUGAAGAGGGAAACUGA
This is a messenger RNA of Colletotrichum paranaense, 1044 nucleotides long. RefSeq lists its product as uncharacterized. The coding region runs from base 1 to 1044 and encodes 347 amino acids. The record is from RefSeq and is a predicted model, not a curated record. Lineage: Eukaryota; Fungi; Ascomycota; Sordariomycetes; Glomerellales; Glomerellaceae. The transcript is spliced from 4 exons.